Messenger RNA from Rubroshorea leprosula, 1422 nucleotides. The record is from the annotation of a GenBank genome assembly. NCBI's taxonomy places the organism in Eukaryota, Viridiplantae, Streptophyta, Magnoliopsida, Malvales, Dipterocarpaceae.
GCUCCUCCCCGAUGCUCUGCCCCCCGACCCUUUGCACCCGAGAAGCCCCCCAACUACCGCCAACCAUUUUCCGGUCGGAAAUCCGACAAAGCUUGGGGAUUUCUCCCUAUUUUCUUGUCUUAGAACACCUGUUGAACCCAGAAAAUCCCAGAUCUGCGUCUUCCUUCCUCUGCUGUCCGUCGGCUUCAACUUGUGGGUUUGAAAUUUCUGGGCGUUUUUCGCCGCGAGUUCCCCUGCAGAAUUUCUUCUUCUCUGCUGUCGGCUUCUCCCCCCCUGCUAGGCUCGGUUUUGCUUGCUAAAUUCUGGUAAGUUGCCGGCUCUUCCAAGUCUAAUUUAUCCAUGUAAUUGUUGCCUUGUGUUGAGUGGAUUUUCUGCUUUGGAAUUGCCCUUUUUGCUGUCCGAAAAUGGAAGAAAUUUAGGUGAAAUUGUGUGGGAAGGUGGAAUGAAUUUUGGUAGCUUUAAGCUAUGUUGUUAAGUGUGGUUUAAGUAGAAAAUUAGCUUAUUUGAGAAAUCCCGUGAAUUAGCUAUGUUUUGCCAAUUUUGGGAGUUGAAGUUACUGUUCACGAGGGUUCACGGGGUACUGUUCAUAGGCACUGUUCACACACCGAGGGUUAACAAUUAACGGGGAUUUAAAGGUUUAGUUUGUGAUAUAAGAAUGAAUUUGGAGAUGUCCGGUUAUGUGGAGAUUGAUAGAAAUAGCACUAUGAGUAGGGGUAGUGCUCACGAUGAUUUUACUUUGAAUUUGUGGUGGUAUGGUUAUUAAUUGUGGAAUAUUGUGAUUAGGUUUUGAUUGUUCUGUCACCGUAGCACUUGGGUUAGCCUUCGGUUUAUACGAGUGAGGUAAGUAAAUUAUGGUAAAGCCCUUCGAUUUCAAAGCAUGUUUUUAAUUGUUUUUGAGAUGGUGGCAAGGUUUAAAUUGAUUUUAUCAGCAUCUGAAUGUGAUUAAACUGAAAUGGAAAUUGUGAUGAUUUUUAUGAGAAAUUCCUUGUUUUUCUGAAAUUGAGCGUGAUUGGAAUGAAAAUGAGGAUUUUGUUGAUUUUCUGGAAAUGAGCAUGAUUGAGAAAUGAAAAUGAGAAUUUCAUUGUUUUUCUGGAAUAGAGCAUGCCUAUUUGGGAAUUGACGGAACUGUUUUGAUGAACUGAGAGUUUGAAAAUUCUGAGUUUUCUGUUAAAUCCAUGGUCACAUGGAAAUUUUCUGGGUUGUUUCUGAGAUUUGAGAUUGAUUGUGAAUGAUGGAUUUUUCUGGAAAUCCUGCAUGGUUUUGUCUCGGAUAUAGUCAUGAUUACUGACGCCCGCUAGUGGGAGCUGUAAACGCUAGCACAUGUCGGCAUGUAUUUCUGUAGAACCGGUUCACCCUGCCUAUGGGGUUAAACACUGGCACCAUUACUGACGCCUGCCAGUGGGAGUGUGUAAACACUGGCAC